CCCGCGCAGUCUGCACUCGGUCCAGCCUUCACGCUGUCGCAGUGAUGCAGGUCCCCACCGCGCCCACCCCGGCCCCUGGGCCUGACUCCCCCAAGGACUCCCCGCGCGGCUCCCCGGGGCCCUUCAGGAAGCUCCUGGUGAACCAGAGCAUCCGCCUGCAGCGGCGCUUCACCGUGGCCCAUCCGCUGUGCUUUGACCUGGAUAAUGGGCUCUCAUGCAGGAGAAGCGCCCUGGACCCUCAGUCAGGGCCUGGCCUUGGCCGGGUGGUCCAGGCCUCUGGCCAGUACAGUCAGCGGCGAGAAUCCUUCCUGUAUCGCUCCGACAGUGACUAUGAACUCUCACCUAAGGCCAUGUCCCGGAAUUCUUCUGUGGCCAGCGACCUACAUGGAGAAGACAUGAUUGUGACACCCUUUGCCCAGGUCCUGGCCAGUCUGCGGACGGUUCGGAGCAACGUUGCGGUGCUAGCCCACCUGCAAGGCCACAUGGCAGCCAAGCAAGCAUCCAUCGGGAACCCUCCAUCUGGCAGUCAGCCCCCUCCACCUACAGAGGACACUGGGCAGAAGCUGGCUUUGGAGACACUGAGCGAGCUGGACUGGUGUCUGGAUCAGCUGGAGACAUUGCAGACGCGGCACUCGGUGGGGGAGAUGGCCUCCAACAAGUUCAAGAGGAUGUUGAACCGAGAGUUGACUCACUUGUCUGAAACCAGCCGUUCUGGGAACCAGGUGUCCGAGUACAUCUCCCAAACCUUCCUGGACCAGCAGACUGAGGUGGAGUUGCCCAGGGGAACCCCCACAGAGCCCCUGAGGCCCAUGUCCCAGAUCAGCAGCCUGCGUGGGCUCCCCCACAGUGCCAGCCUCUCCACAGCCACCAUCCCACGCUUUGGGGUCCAGACUGACCAGGAGGGGCAACUGGCCAAGGAACUAGAAGAUACCAAUAAGUGGGGGCUUGACGUAUUCAAGGUGGCGGAGCUAAGUGGAAACCGGCCUCUCACAGCCAUCAUAUUCAGCAUCUUUCAGGAACGGGACCUGCUCAAGACAUUUCAGAUCCCAGCGGACACACUUGUCACUUACCUGCUGACCCUGGAGGGUCACUACCAUGCCGAUGUGGCCUACCACAACAGUCUGCACGCCGCCGAUGUGGCCCAGUCCGCGCAUGUGCUUCUGGCCACACCUGCACUUGAGGCCGUGUUCACAGACCUGGAAGUCCUGGCCACCAUCUUUGCAAGUGCCAUCCAUGAUGUGGACCAUCCUGGGGUCUCCAACCAGUUUCUCAUUAACACCAACUCAGAGCUCGCGCUUAUGUACAAUGAUGCCUCAGUGCUGGAGAACCACCACCUGGCUGUGGGCUUUAAGCUGCUGCAGGCAGAGAACUGUGACAUCUUCCAGAACCUCAGCACCAAGCAGCGGCUGAGUCUGCGCAGGAUGGUCAUUGACAUGGUACUGGCUACUGAUAUGUCCAAACACAUGAACCUCCUGGCUGACCUCAAGACCAUGGUGGAGACCAAGAAGGUGACGAGCCUGGGAGUCCUGUUGCUGGACAACUACUCUGACCGCAUUCAGGUCUUGCAGAACCUCGUGCACUGCGCUGAUCUCAGCAACCCCACCAAGCCACUGCCCCUGUACCGCCAGUGGACGGACCGCAUCAUGGCUGAGUUCUUCCAGCAGGGUGACCGUGAGCGCGAGUCAGGCCUGGACAUCAGCCCCAUGUGCGACAAGCAUACGGCCUCGGUGGAAAAGUCCCAGGUGGGUUUCAUUGACUACAUCGCCCACCCACUGUGGGAGACAUGGGCUGACCUGGUCCACCCAGAUGCACAGGACCUUCUGGACACACUAGAAGACAACCGCGAGUGGUACCAGAGCAAGAUCCCCCACAGCCCUGUGGACCCCAUCAGCCCUGAGCGAGGCGGCCCUGACAGAUUCCAAUUUGAGCUGACUCUGGAGGAGGCAGAAGAAGAGGAGGAGGAGGAGAGAAUGUUGGCCCAGGAGGCCUCGGAGUCCCCUGACACUGAGCUCUUAUCCGCUGAGGCCAGACCAGACCCUAGGGACUUAUGCCCGGACAACCAGAGGACCAUGUGCAAGCCCUGCGUGGACCAUGAGGGCAAUGUGAUGGCUGAGCCCUUUGGCACCUAAUAGCCAAAGGGGAGACUUUCUAGGAAGAGGUCCCAGGUGACCCACGCUUUGCCUUCUUCACACAGAUGGAGACAACCAAGCUUCUAGUUAUAGGCAAGUCUCAGGGUCAAAUUGGAGGCAUCUGUCUGGGGUCCACUCUGACCCUGGGCUUUGCUGAGAGAGCUCUCCUCCUCCAAAGUCAGCUCUGAAGCUGGGGCUGGCUCAGGCCCAACUUCUCCAGGGAUCACUUUUGAGCCACAUCCAUCACAUUCUUCUUCCAUUCUUUAUCAGAUGUUUAUUGGGCACCUACUAUGUGCUAGGCCUGCACCUGCUAUGUGCCUCUGGGGUAGCCCUGCGCAAGGAGGUGGGGAGUCAGCUCCAAGGAGAUGCUCUCUGCAGGUGCCUUAUACAUCUUCUGGGCAGCUCCCUGCAGGAGAACGGAACCUUGAAUGGGGGAAUUUUUGGCACCAAAGCUUUGUCCAGUCCCAAGCCUAGCUCUGGAGCUCUGGGGGAGGGUGGCAAGAGAGCAGCAAAGAGAGGGGUCUGUGUGGGGGCAUCUCUGAAGACUGACGUGGCCUGUCCCUGCUUGUGUAUUGGUUAUUGCUUUAAGUCUCUGUAAUUUCCGUUUUCAGGAUGCACCUGCUCCCUGUUCUCUGGCUGCAGGACCUCCUGCUGGUACCCCCCCCCCCCAACACACACACACAUUAUCCCUCUUAUAGAACAGCAACAAAAACAUGCAAUUCCCCACCAUGGUGGGUCUUUGCAUCUCCUGAUUCUGAAGGUGCCCCAGACUCCCCCUAGGGAGGCCUUUUGGGCCUCAGUUUUCCCAGUACUUGGGGGAAACUGAGGCCCAGAUCCUAAUUUGGGCCUGAUCUGGUCCUAUGGCCUGAUCCUAGUACUUGGGUAAACUUUGGUUGAGGGGUGGUGUCUUUGACCGCCCUGAAAUAUCUUAGAAACGUGGGGCAUUGAAUGUUUCUCGGGGGUUAAAUACAUCCUAUUAUCCUAAACUAGCAUCACACCUGCUUCACAGGUGGGAAAACUGAGGCACGGAGCAGUCCUUUUGUCUGCUCAAGGCCACGUAAUUGGGCGCUGGACAUUAGCCAGCAGCGUCCCCUGGCGACAGGUGUGGCUAAUUGGGGGGGCGGGUCCUCCUCGCCUGGCCGGUUGCCCCUCCUGCAUCUCACCUGUUGGAGGUCAGCCUGGGGCGGGAGUGACCUCACCCAGAGCAGACGAGUUGGCUCUGCAUUCAAGUCUCAAGUUCUUUUCCAGUCUCUGGAAGGCUUAGUAUUUCCCACACUCUUGCCUCCUUCCCAGAGUGCUUGAAAAUGUAUACGUGACACAGGUCCUUGCAGUAGCCUCUGGCUUCCAGAAUAGCUGGCUUCAUUCCUAAAUGAUUCCACUGAUAAUUCAUCAUCAUCACAAUUAAAUGAUCAAAUUCCACAGAGGGAGAAACGUCAUCUGGGUCAUGAACUUGAUGCAUUUCCUUCCAGACCUUUAAAAGGCAGAGAUUUAGGGGAUGAUUAUUUAUAAUUUUUUUCUCCCUCCCCCUUUACAAGUAAUACAUGUUCACCAUAGAGAAUUUGGAAAGAAUGGAAACAUAUAAAGAAGAAAAUAAAAUUCUGU
Rhinolophus ferrumequinum (greater horseshoe bat) is the source of this 3731-nucleotide messenger RNA. It is a transcript of the gene PDE4C, whose product is annotated as phosphodiesterase 4C. Gene Ontology annotation, cellular component: nucleus; cytosol; perinuclear region of cytoplasm. NCBI's taxonomy places the organism in Eukaryota, Metazoa, Chordata, Mammalia, Chiroptera, Rhinolophidae. Gene Ontology annotation, biological process: signal transduction. Gene Ontology annotation, molecular function: 3',5'-cyclic-AMP phosphodiesterase activity. The record is from RefSeq and is a predicted model, not a curated record. The transcript is spliced from 15 exons. Bases 45 to 2129 code for a protein of 694 amino acids.